Molecule: messenger RNA, 888 nt
Organism: Stegodyphus dumicola
Lineage: Eukaryota; Metazoa; Arthropoda; Arachnida; Araneae; Eresidae
Source: RefSeq, a predicted model, not a curated record
AUGAGUGUAAAUGAAAAACGAAAUAUACUGAGAGUACAAGGUCGAUGUUAUGUUUGUAUGGCUCAAGGCCAUCGAUUUUCUGAUUGUUCUGAGAAAAACUCUUGUGUAUACUGCCACAGAAAACAUAAUGCAACCCUUUGUUACAAAAAUGAGAAAAACGCCGAAGCAUCGCACACAAAAGGUGUAGAAAAUUCAGCUUGCAGUCAUAUUAGCAUCGGUAGGAAUAAAAUAUUUUUACAGACGGCGACAAUAGAACUUAAAAGUAGGUCACGUAAUAAAUUAGUUCGUUGUUUAUUUGACAGCGCUAGUCAACGCUCGUAUAUUCAGAAACGUCUGUCUAAACAAUUGGAAUUAAAAGUCGUGAGAAGGAAAGAAAUAAUGAUUCAUACUUUCGGAUCUCAAGUACCUACCAAACAGAACUGUGUGCGAGUAGAAGUAAAAAUAAAAAACAUUUUCGAUAACCAGGAAUUAAUUAUUCAGGUUUUAGAGACUGAUGAAAUAUCGAGUGCUGAGCUAGACUAUCCUCCGGAAAAUAUUAGGGAGUUGUUAAAAGAUAGGGGAAUAAUUUUAGCAGAUGUUGAUCACAAAUCUUUAGAUAACAACAACGUAUCCUUACUCAUUGGAGCUGAUGAUUAUUGGAAAUUAGUAAAAGACAAAAUUGAAUGUUUGAACUCAACAUUAGUUACAAUGGAAACUAAAAUGGGUUGGAUUUUAAUGGGAAAAUUAUCUGAUCAUAUCGACGAUAAGGAAAAUGUGACUAAUGCCGUCGCAGUGACUUCUUUAUUAAUUCACACAUCGAAGAUUGAAAAUUUGUGGAAAUUAGAUUUAUUGGGUAUUCGAGACCCUGUUGAAACAAAAUGUAGAAAGGAAAGGAAAUUGCCGCAUUGA